Molecule: messenger RNA, 300 nt
Organism: Micromonas pusilla CCMP1545
Lineage: Eukaryota; Viridiplantae; Chlorophyta; Mamiellophyceae; Mamiellales; Mamiellaceae
Exons: 1
Coding region: 1-300 (99 amino acids)
Source: RefSeq, a predicted model, not a curated record
AUGGACCUGAGCGUGAGCCCGCCCACGCACGACGCCCCCGCGGUGACGCUGUUCGGCAGCACCGGCGGCGUCGGCGCGAGGCCGGGCCCGCCGGUGAAAACCCGCGGCGGCGUCGGAGGCGCGGACGCGGAGGCGCACGCGCUCGCGGCGACGGCGGACGAUUUCGCCGCGACGGAGGAGAAGAGGACGGAGACGGAGCGCGAGACGAGGAAGGACGUCCUCGGGGAACUGCGAGCGCUCGAGAAGGAGAUCGAGAGGGACGACUGGAAGUUCGAGAGGCCGCGGCAUUCGCGGUGUUGA